Messenger RNA from Dreissena polymorpha, 4726 nucleotides. RefSeq names its product unconventional myosin-IXa-like. The transcript has 21 exons. NCBI's taxonomy places the organism in Eukaryota, Metazoa, Mollusca, Bivalvia, Myida, Dreissenidae. Bases 11 to 3196 code for a protein of 1061 amino acids. The record is from RefSeq and is a predicted model, not a curated record. Gene Ontology annotation, cellular component: myosin complex. Gene Ontology annotation, biological process: intracellular signal transduction. Gene Ontology annotation, molecular function: microfilament motor activity; GTPase activator activity; ATP binding.
GCACAGCGUUAUGGAUUAUGGUACGGUUGGAAAUAGGGCACUUGUGCAGAGGAUGAGUAGAGAGACGAACAUGGUGCGUAUAUACACUGGCCCACUCAGCCAGGAACACGAGUUUGUCUCCGUGGAGGCUGAGAAAGUCACGACUGCUGAUGAUAUUUUGAAGACUGCGUGCGUCAAGAUGAUGCUGCACAGCGUUAUGGAUUACGAACUGGCGGAGGUGUUCAGUACAGGAGGUCAACUAUGCAAGGAACGGAGGCUCGAGGAUGGCGAAAACCCAGUAAGGAUACAACUGCUUUGGCCAAAGAUUGUUAAUGCAGAUCACGACAGACUCAGUGGUGGGGGCUACACUGGCUACAGAUUCUACAUUCGCAAGAAAACCCUGGAAAAUCCACACAGGACUUCCGGCUGGGUGGAAUACAAUGAGCCCAACCCCAUGAACAACUUCUUGACAGCAUUUCUUAAGCCGCCAAUCAUCAAUAAGGAGUAUUCCGAUCUGUGUAACCUGCCAGACUUCAAUGAAAGAACCCUGUUAGAUAAUAUAAAAUCUAGGUUUUUGAAUUCAAACAUUUAUACGUAUGUUGGCUCAAUUCUUAUAGCAGUAAACCCGUAUAAGUUCUUUCCAUUAUAUAAUCCAAAGUAUGUUAAACUUUAUCAGAGUAAGCGACUCGGGGAGAUGCCCCCACAUAUAUUCGCGAUUGCAGAUGCUGCAUUUUAUACAAUGCUACGGAACAAAAGUAAUCAGUGUAUUGUGAUAUCGGGUGAGUCUGGAAGUGGGAAAACAGAGAGCACCAACCUCUUGCUGCAUCAUCUGACAGCCCUUAGUCACAAGGGGCUUCACGGGAGCGGAGUUGAGCAGACCAUACUAGGGGCUGGCCCUGUCUUAGAGGCAUUUGGCAAUGCAAAGACAGUACACAACAACAACUCCAGUCGGUUUGGAAAGUUUAUCCAGGUCAACUACAAGGAGAAUGGCAUGGUCCAUGGGGCUAUAGUUAGGAAAUACCUGCUGGAGAAGUCAAGAAUUGUUUCCCAGGCUGCCAACGAAAGGAACUACCAUGUGUUCUACUACCUACUGGAAGGGGCUGAUGAAGUUGAGAGAGACAAACUGCACCUGGGCAAACCUGAGGACUAUGCCUACCUCAGACAGGUUGCUCCUGUCUCGUGUUGCCAGGGUAACGAGGAGGGGCUGGAGGAGGAUGAGAAGACAGAGUUUGAGCGCCUCAAACACUCCAUGGAGCUGGUUGGGUUUUCACAACUCACACAGAAAAGGAUCUUUGGUGUUCUGUCUGCUGUUUUGCAUCUGGGAAAUGUUACAUUUAAAAAGAAAGGAGACCAGCACCAUGAUGAGUCAGUGAUCAUAACCAACCCAGACACCAUAGCCGUGGUUUCACGUCUGCUCAUGGUGAAGGAGAAAACACUUGUGGAGGCCCUCACCCAGAAGAAGACGGUUGCCGGUGACGAAACCGUGGUGAUGACCCACAGGAUGGACAAUGCAGUGGCCAUUAGAGAUGCCAUGGCCAAGUGUCUGUAUGGGGCAUUGUUUGACUGGAUAGUCCUGAAGGUGAACCAAGCCUUGCUUGCUAAAGGGCACAACAGUGAACACCAGGGUAACUCAAUUGGUGUGUUAGACAUCUUUGGCUUUGAAGACUUCCGCUGGAACAGCUUUGAGCAAUUCUGUAUUAACUACGCCAAUGAGCAUCUUCAGUAUUACUUCAACCAACAUAUCUUCAAGUUUGAACAGGAGGAGUACAAGAAGGAAGGUAUCCAGUGGAAGAACAUUGAGUUCAUAGACAACACAGACUGUCUGGCGCUAUUCUCAAAAAAGGGCAAUGGACUGUUUGCACUCAUUGAUGAAGAAUGCAAAUUUCCUGGAGCAAGUAAUGACACCCUCCUGAGCAAGUUCAAUCACCACCAUGCCAAGGGUAAUGUGUACUAUGAAGCACCACAGAAGAAGGAACUCGCAUUCACCGUCGUACACUAUGCUGGCAAGGUGAAAUACCAGAUCAAGGAUUUCAGGGAGAAGAACAGUGAUCAAAUAAGGACAGACAUAGUUGCCAAUCUCAAGAGCAGCAGUCUUGCGUUUGUGCGGGUACUCAUGAGUGUGGAUCCAGUGGCAGUUUUGAGAUGGACAAUUAUCAAAACCCUCAUCAAGAGCGUGUUUGCAUUUGUAAAAGCAGGCAAAACAUACCGCAUGCGUGGAGGUCCUGACGAAGCAGUGCUUCAGAAAAGAUCACAAGCCAAGGGAGACAACCUUGACAAUCCAGAUCUUGAAUCUAGUCAUGUUUUGACCUCCAUUCACCUCUCUCCCUCGCGACCUGCUCAUCACAAAUCCCCACAGCACACCCCCUUGCAUGAUGCACGACACGGGGGCUAUGCAGGGGAUUCGUUCUGUUAUGACAACACGGAUGAGGGGGCAGCGUUUUUGGGGCCCAAGCGCCACUCUGGGCCCCUCAGGAGUCCAGUUGACCCAUAUCACUCCGAGGAUGAGGUCAAGGUCAUGAGGAGAGCAAACCGUGUGAUGAUGAAGAGCAAGUCAUUCAAGCCCAAGUCAAGUCCUCAAACUAUGUUCUCAGACAUGAAGACCCUAAAGGCAAUUGUUCAGCGGACCAUGUACAUCGGGGGCAAUGGUAACAACAAGCAGAAACCUCCUAGUGUUGGACAGCAGUUCCAGUGGUCACUGUCCCAGUUGAUGUAUGCCAUGGAUCAGGCCAACCUGUUCUUCAUUCGAUGUAUCAAGUCAAAUGCAGAGAAACUUCCCUGCCGGUUUGAUGACGUGCUGGUCCUACAACAGCUGAGAUAUACCGGCAUGCUGGUCACGGUUAGGAUACGACAGUCCGGCUACAACUAUCGACUCACAUUUGAGGAGUUUGUGCAGAUGUACAAGAUCAUACUGCCAAAUGGUUUGCGGAGUAACCAGAGGGAUGUGGUCACUUUCCUGGACAACAUGAACAUGAACAAAGACAACUACCAGAUUGGUAUAACUAAGGUGUUCUUGCUGGAGACAGAAAAGCUGUACAUAGACGAGUGCCUGCACAGGGCCAUCAUGAAGAGAGUGGUCUUCCUGCAGAGGUGGGCCAAGGCACGCUGGGAACGCAAGAACUACCUGCAGAUGAGAGCAAGUGCCAUCACUAUACAGAAACAUAUGCGCACAUACCUUGCUAGGCACUAUGUGGAGAACUUGCGAGAAGCUGCGGUUUGAAUUCAGAAGUAUUACAGGGGCCGUGUGGUACGCAGGCAAUUCAUAGAGACAAGGGUUAGUGCCAUCAAGAUACAGGCCCACGUGAAGGGACAUCUCUGCAGGAAGAAGUGAGAAUUAUGGGACAGUAUUGCGCAAUUAUUGACUAGAGGGCAAUUUUAUAUACUCUGUAAAUGCAUAUUGCUACUAUAAAUAGUGACAAAAUAUUGACAUCACCCCUUGAUGAUUGCAUGGUUCGGCUGGGCCAAUAUACUGUGAAAACAAUAUUAUUGUUUAACAAUUUGUUAUUUGAUUUCAUGAGUCCUGUUGCAAGUAAAAUUAAGUCCUAUUUCAACACAUAAUCCAAAAAAAACACAGACAAUUUAAAAAAGUAAAAUACAUAUGAAUACUGAAACUGUAGAUGAUAUCGAUGACUCUAUACUAGUGAGACCUUAACUAUCUUUGACCCUAGCUGGACAAGUCACUAGAGUUGAAUAAACCAAAUGUUGACCUUAAUGGUAUCUGCCAUCCAAUACAUAAGGCAAUUUCUUUUUUAACACUAAUACAACUUUUCAGGUGAGCUUUUGUGACCGGUCUUUGUCCGUCGUCUGUCCGUCCGUCCACAUUUGUUCAUAAACACUCUAGAGGCCACAUUUAUUGUCCGAUCUUCAUGAAACUUGGUCAGAAGCUUUGUCCCAAUGAAAUCUCGGUCGAGUUCGAAACUGGGUCGUGCCGGGUCAAAAACUAGGUCACUAGGUAAAAAAAAGGAAAAACUUGUAAACACUCUAGAAGUCACAUUUCAUGCCCAAUCUUCAUGUAACUUUGUCAGAAUGUUUGCCUUAAUGAUAUGCAGGUUGAGUUCAAAAGUGGUUCCGGUCCAUUGAAAAACAUGGCCGCCAGUGGGCGGGACAGUUUUCCUUAUUUGGCUAUAGAGAACCUUGUAAACACUCUAGAAGUCACAAUUUUUGCCCAAUCAUCAUGGAAAUUGGUCAAAACAUUUGUUUUAUUGAUAUCUCGGACGAGUUCGAAAAUGGUCCAGACCGGUAAAAAAAACAUGGCCGCCAGUUGGCGGGGCAUUUUUCUCUUUAUGUACCGGGUAUAUAGUGAAAACAUGUGAACACUCUAGAAGUCACAUUCUUGGCCCAAUUUUCAUGAAAUUUGGUCAGAACAUUUGUUUCCUUGAUAUAAGAGUUGAGUUCGAAAAUGGUUCCGGUCAGUUGAAUAACAUGGCUGCAAGGGCGGGGGGGGGAUGCAGUUUUCCUUAUUUGGCUAUACAGAAACCUUGUUAACACUCUAAAAGUCACAAUUUUUGCCCAAUCAUCAUGAAAAUUGGUUAAAACAUUGGUUUUAUUGAUAACUCGGACGAGUUCAAAAAUGGUCCAGAUCGGUGAAAAAACAUGGCCGCCAGUGGGCGGGGCAUUUUUCUCUAUAUGUAUAUAGUGAAAACAUGUGAACACUCUAGAAGUCACAUUUUUGGCCCAAUGUUCAUGAAAUUUGGUCAGAACAUUUGUUUCCUUGAUAUGAGAGUUGAGUUCGAAAAUGGUUCCGGUCAGU